Gastrolobium bilobum is the source of this 1499-nucleotide messenger RNA. Its product is annotated as ethylene-responsive transcription factor 7-like. Lineage: Eukaryota; Viridiplantae; Streptophyta; Magnoliopsida; Fabales; Fabaceae. The transcript has a single exon. Gene Ontology annotation, biological process: regulation of DNA-templated transcription. Gene Ontology annotation, molecular function: DNA-binding transcription factor activity; DNA binding. The record is from RefSeq and is a predicted model, not a curated record. The coding region runs from base 394 to 1068 and encodes 224 amino acids.
AGAAGAAGAAGAUCAAGAGGUGUUGGGUUGUGUUUUUAUUAUGGUACCUUCCUUCAACCACAAACUCUCUCUCUCUCCACCACUCAUUCAUCUCUUUCUCUCUCUUCCCCACCCUUUCCUUAUCAUCUCAAUCUCAUCACCAUGACCAUCAUCUUCUUAUUCUUCUUCUCUUCAAUCUCCAAUCCAUGAAAAACCCAUCAUUCUUUUUUUUCUCUCCCUCACAUGUAUCAACCUUUCUCUUAAACAAAAUGACCCAUAUGUGAGAACAACCACCAAAGAAAAGGUCAAGGGCUACACCUUUAUUUCAUCGAUUUCACAUAUUUUUUGCACCCUCUUCAACAGGUUUGAUUAUCUGGGUCAUCUUAGAAUUUGAAAAAGAUUCAACCUUUGAAGAUGGGUAGGAGAGCCACCCCGGCGGCUGCGGCGGCGGCCGGACUCGACGCACCCGGUUCGAAGCCGGUUUUUUUCAAAGAGCCGAGAUACCGGGGCGUGAGAAAAAGACCGUGGGGCCGGUUCGCCGCUGAGAUCAGAGACCCUUUGAAGAAGGCCAGGGUGUGGCUUGGCACAUUCGACACCGCCGAGGAGGCGGCGCGUGCAUAUGACACCGCCGCCAGAACCCUCAGGGGACCCAAGGCAAAAACCAAUUUCCCUCUCUCACCACCUUUUUACCAUAAUGACGCCGUGGAUCCAUUCGCCGAUCACCGGUUCUACGUCGCCGCCGCUUCCGCCGCCGCCGAAGGCUUUCAGGAUCACCGGAGACCUACCUCCAGCGGCAUGAGCAGCACCGUUGAAUCCUUCAGCGGUCCUCGCCCUGCAGGUCCGCCGGCGCCGCCGUUAGCCGCCUCCCGGAGAUACCCCAGGACCCCGCCCGUCGUCCCCGAGGACUGCCGCAGCGACUGCGACUCGUCGUCGUCGGUAGUCGACGACGGAGACGGUGACAACGUGGCUUCCUCGUCGUCUCGCCGUCAGCCGUUGCCGUUUGAUCUCAACGCGCCGCCGUUGGAUGAUGCUGAUGAGGCGGCGUACGGAGGCGGGGAUGACCUCCACUGCACCGUUCUCUGCCUCUGAAUGAAUGAAUGGAUCAAAUGAUGUGUUGGUUCGUCGAAGAAAUUAUUAAUUUUUUUUUUUUUACCUCUUUCCACUUUGAAUUUUUUGUCCUUUCUUUUUUUUCCCCUUUUUUUUAUUAUGCGGAAAAAAAUGAAAUGAAAAUGAAAAUCAUGAUUGAUGAUCAGUCAUAAGAUUAUGCUAAUAUGAUCUUAAUUUCUGUGAGAGUAAUUAUUCUGUCAUGGUGUAUGAAAAAGGGUAUUAUUGCUCCUUUUUUUUUUAGUUUUUUCUCCGAAAUUAUUAAGGUGAUGAGAAACAAGAAAGUGAAAAGUAUAAUUAUCUUUUUGUUUUAAGAUCUAUGGAUUUGGAUUUAUCCAAUGUGGGUUUGCAUUAUUCACUUUGCUUACGCAGAUCAUUAUCUGUAUCUGUCUGUUUGCAUAAUACAAGUUAACAAC